Gymnodraco acuticeps is the source of this 1709-nucleotide messenger RNA. RefSeq lists its product as uncharacterized. The record is from RefSeq and is a predicted model, not a curated record. NCBI's taxonomy places the organism in Eukaryota, Metazoa, Chordata, Actinopteri, Perciformes, Bathydraconidae. Bases 133 to 843 code for a protein of 236 amino acids. The transcript is spliced from 4 exons.
GUCCAGUAAUCAUAACCAGGAAGAAAAGUUUUUAUAGAGUCGCGUGACGUUGACGGUAUGUGCAGACUCCAAAUGCAUUGUCAGAAAUUACUGACCUGAAAACAAAUUGAGAGACCCCAGAGCAGCAGGAAAAUGCUCCGUUUUCUCUGCUGUUGCUUCUCAAGUGGAGACUCCGCCGACGAGAGACAGCCUCUCCUGCACCCUGGACCAUCGGACCUGAAUGAAGCUGGAUCAGCCAGGCAGAGCCGAUCAGCACACAGUGAUGCAAAGACCGUAAAGCGGAUUGGCAGGCUGGUUAUGAGGCGAGUGUGUGUGCCAGAGUUGGACCAGAGGUUUUCUGACAUGGCAGAGACUUUCAAUGAACAGCACGAGCGAUAUGAGGCCAUGGUCCGAAAUAUCAGAAACCUGCGCCAGAGCUACAGCUGUAACCACAAUGAUACCCUGGCUUUAACCGAAUGUGUUGGGAUGAUCAGAGACGAGCACGAGGCCAAGUACAGGGUCUCACUUCAGAUAAAGGGAUACGAAUUCUCCCUCAUUGUGGUUCGUGUGGAUGAAAGUGAUGAGGAACCACUGCCUCCACAUCUGCAAUUUGCUCAGAAUGAAGUGAAGGGCAUUUCGGCGAGUGCCAAAGCCACCAUCUCAAAGGGCACCACACUUCAAGAGUUGAUUGGCUGGCUGCUCCGUAGCAAGGAUCAAAUGGCUGAACAAGUGAAGGGGACUGCAGCAACUUACCAGGAGCAUGGCAGGCUGAGUGAGAACCUGGAGGAGAACCUGAAAGAAGUGAGGAGGGCGAAGGAGUUUGCACUAGGAUACAGACAACAGGGCCGGGGAAGUCUUCACUGAGGCUGCACAGAUAGCAGGGGCUUAUCUUUAAUGUUUUUUUUUAGAUGUCCACUUUAAAUCCACCAUACAACAUUUAAAACAAUAAGGCACACACAGAACAGCAUGCAUUUAAAUAAUCCAAGUCUUUGCUUUGCAGCAUCUUGCAUCACCUUUAUUAUCAGUACACAGAGUUUUACAAUGAUAUCUUUUUUUAAAUGUUUUAUCAUUUUUUUAAUAAAAAGUCUCUGCUUUUUGAGACUUAUUUUUAUAUUUAAAUGAUGAUGUCUGUAGAAUGACUUACAUUAUUUUCCUUGCAGGGUGUAAUCUUACCCACUAACAUUAGGUGGCAUUGCAGAAUCACUUUACAUUUCCAAAGGUUGCACCUCAAUUUAUAUUCCUCCAAUUAUUUUGUUUCUCUAAAAUGCACUACAUGAAUGUACAUUCCCAAUAUUCCAAUACCAAUAAAAAACAUAUAUUACACACUUUUCUACCUGAUUAGACACUUGAAUUUGCAAUAUUUGGGCGGUAAGGAGAGAUUGUUCUUUGGCUUUUCUAAAACAGGAUAAUUGUGAGUGUGACUUGCAUAGGAUUAUACAUCUCUUCUAUAAUGUACAAAGGACAGGACAGAGUGCCCCACAGAGGCAUGGCAAUAGGACAUGAGGCAGAUUUCCUGAUUAUUUUCCAAAAAAGCCCAUGUAUUUAUAAACUGAUUAAAACCCAGCUUUCCAUCUGUUAUUUGCAUGAAAACACAGGGUCAUAUGCCAUCUUGAUAAUUCAUUUUGGAAAAUCCAUUGUUCUAGAGGUCAUUGUCAAGUGGUCAUGCAUUAUUUAUCCAUCAGAGAAAUUUUUAGAGUCGUGCUUUUGCCCUAAUCUUUACAGGUUUAUUU